This is a messenger RNA of Coccidioides posadasii C735 delta SOWgp, 864 nucleotides long. The record is from RefSeq and is a predicted model, not a curated record. Lineage: Eukaryota; Fungi; Ascomycota; Eurotiomycetes; Onygenales; Onygenaceae.
AUGGCGGCUAUAUGGGAGACCAUUGGCUUUUCGCUGCGAGCAUAUUCAACCCAGAACCUACGGUCCAUUGGGCCCGUUGUUCCGUCUCAGCUCCUGAUUAUCCUCUCGCCCUUAUGGCUCAAUGCCUUCGUUUACAUGGUCCUCGGCCGCAUGAUAUAUUUUUUCCUGCCGGAGAAAAGGUGCUUUGGUAUCUCGGCGAAGAAACUUACCAUGCUAUUUGUUAUUCUUGAUAUCACCGCAUUUUUAGUCCAGGGUACAGGCGGCAGUAUGCUUUCGGGAGAUGACCCAAAGACUGUAAAUCUCGGGAAGUAUAUAUAUAUGGGAGGUAUCGGUUUCCAGGAAUUCUUCAUCCUGAUUUUCUUUGCUCUUGCGGUUCGCUUUCACUAUAAGAUGAAUUACGUUGAAACCAUUCACCCACCAGCCUACCGAUGGCGCCCGCUUCUCUAUACCGUGUACGCCGGUCUCGUCUUAAUCACCAUCCGCGUCAUUUACCGACUCUGUGAAUACUCUCAGGGAGUGGACACUCCGCUCUCCAAAAGCGAAACAGCGUUCUACGUCCUCGACGCAGCAACCAUGGCCGUCGCCAUAUUCCUCUUCAGCAUCUUUCAUCCAGGGCGAUUCCUCGUCGGCCCGGACAGUGAGUUUCCGAAAAAGCAGAAAAAAUCGAAAGCAAACAGAAACAGGGACGAUACGAAGUCGGAAAGCAGGAGGAGUAAGAGGUGGGUUCGACGGAGAACAGAAAAAAAUGAUGUGGAGUUGAGUACAGAAGCUGAGCAGUUCGCGGCGCAGGAGCUCGGGCAGCAUGAGUUGUUAGAGAGACCAUCGCCUGGGUCAGCACCGGGGCAAAACUGGGGCUACAGAUAA